AUGCCAAUCCGACAAGCCGCCAACAUGGUCACCACCGCCGUCGCCGACAUCCCCACCGUCGAGCUCCUCUACAAGCUCGGCAAGCUCACUGCCUCCUCGAAGCCGCUCUUCUCCCACAACGCGUCGCAUAACCAAAAGGUUGCCGUAAUCCGAGGCGACAUCACCACGCUCGGCGUCGAUGCGGUCGUCAAUGCCGCGAACAAGAGCCUUCUCGGAGGCGGCGGCGUCGACGGCGCGAUUCAUCGCGCAGCCGGCCGAGGUCUGCUCCAGGAGUGUAAGACCUUGAAAGGCUGUGCGACGGGUUCCGCCAAGAUCACGGGCGCCUACAAACUCCCGUGCGAGAAGAUCAUUCACGCCGUCGGCCCCGUCUACGACGACCUGAACCCCGAGUCCUCGGAGACAAAGCUGGCGGGCUGCUACAGCACCAGCCUGAAGCUCGCUGUACAGAAUGGCUGUCGCAGCAUCGCUUUCAGCGCGUUAAGCACCGGUGUCUACGGCUACCCGAGCAUGGAGGCAGCUCCUGUUGCUGUAGAAAUCGUUAGAGAGUUCCUCGAUGGAGAGGAUGGCGACAAGCUGGACAAGAUUGUCUUCUGCACCUUUGAGAUGAAGGAUGUCAAGGCCUACAACGAGACCCUUCCUGUCUUCUUCCCUCCCGACGACCAGCCAACCACGAAAGAGCAGGCUGAGGACGGUCCAUCAAAGAAGGAAACAGAAGAGGCAAAGGCUAUCGCGGCCGAGCUUCCUAGCGUUCCCCAGUCCGACCCUUCUCAGUAA
Molecule: messenger RNA, 774 nt
Organism: Colletotrichum orchidophilum
Lineage: Eukaryota; Fungi; Ascomycota; Sordariomycetes; Glomerellales; Glomerellaceae
Product: macro domain-containing protein
Exons: 2
Coding region: 1-774 (257 amino acids)
Source: RefSeq, a predicted model, not a curated record